This is a messenger RNA of Pomacea canaliculata, 4475 nucleotides long. RefSeq lists its product as uncharacterized. Bases 1744 to 3609 code for a protein of 621 amino acids. The transcript has 4 exons. Lineage: Eukaryota; Metazoa; Mollusca; Gastropoda; Architaenioglossa; Ampullariidae. The record is from RefSeq and is a predicted model, not a curated record.
CACAUAUAUUAGUGAGAGUAGAGAGUGUCACGCGUGUAAUUCAGCCUCUGUAACACUCAUGUCUGUGAUAGUUCAUACUACUUCAAGACUUUAUGUGACAAGCUGCUGACACAAGUUCCUCAUCUACAUCUCUGGGGGGCAAGUUGUUUACAUAGAGACGCACCCGCCGGCUGGCAAGUGGAAUAUUUAACCAGACCCCUCCGCUCUCCACCGGCCGUAGUCAGGCAAGUCCAAAAGGACAAGGUUAUCACUGAGUUUCGUCGUGUCCAGCCGUACACUGAGCGAGGUGUGUCCGACCACACAGACGGCCCGCCAGUCAGACGACUAUAUCACCGAGGUCGGGGUCACUCAGGUGACAGGCCAGUUGACUGUGUGACGUGCGGUCGUGAGGUGGCCAGCUUCCUACACAGUCUCCGUGUUGGUGUUACAGGUAGGUGUGGGUAUUGUGUAGUGUAACGUCUUUUGACAGGUGAACAGCUAACGGUGCGAUAAAUAACAAGCAGAGAAUGUCACGACAUCAUCUACCCGCGACGGCACAGCACCACCCUGCCUGCAGUGGAGAGAUGUGUUGGUGUUGUACUUUUGGCGCAAUGUUAGUGACGACUCAGGUGUGGUAAAGGGACUUAAAGAAGCGGGUAUCCCUGUGCGGGUGAUGGAGGACGAUGACACUGAGGACGUGGCCACGGCCCGUAGUGACGUAGUGUGGGUGGCUCAUGGAGAUCGUGUUUACGGUCUCGAGAGAAAAGUCGUCGUCUGUCUGGAUGAUGUUUAUGUCGAUGUCAAUGUCCGUCUUCACUGCAUGUCCCGGUGUACGUCACAACUUGUGAUGGUCUCACCUGACGACAAACUGCUCAGCAUCUGACGUCAUCGCCUCAUGACGUCAUUCACAUGACGUAAUUAUAUUUUCUCACAACACGAGGUGCAGUCCGUGUCUUUGUUUACACAACAACUAGAGCCAUCAUCAAGAUCAUACGCUUUGGGACUUGUUUACACGGAUUUCACCCUGCGUCUUGUUUACACAACUUCAGGGCCAGGGUUAAUUUAGAGGCUGCAGUUGAUGAUGUCACACUCUAUAACAGUCUGAGAUAAAAUGUCUUCAUGUGUCUUGUCAAGUUUAGUGUCAUCUAGAUGAAACAGUGGCAAGUGUGUGUGCAAAUGUGGGUGCAUGGUUGCUGAUGAUUUACUCUGUGUGAUUUAUGUCAAUUGUUCUAAAAGUGUGGUCCGCGGACCACUAUAGUCACCCCUAUGCCGCUUAAACUGGUGCAAGUAGGGGUUCCUGCAUGUAGUUAUUGGACGCCAAGAGAAUUUCUUUUAUAAUUUUCUCUAUCUAUACAACUAUAAAUUCUCUGUACGAGAUCCGGAGCAGCCUCCUGGGGCGCUUGUGCUCGAAAAUAGAAACGGUAAACUGGAUCGUGGUACCACGACACAGAAGUUGUUAUGGAUGACAUGCACUGCACCAUGAACAUUGAAAAAAAAAGACCACCCAAACUCUAACCUAAACCCCUAACACAACACAACUUUUGAUCUAUUUGUAUUCAGUAUGACUACUGAGAGCACUUAUUUUCUUUUCAAUAAUAAUAGUACUAGCAAAGAUUUGCUCAAUGCGCGAAAAGGCAUCUCGGUCACAACCUUUGGCGGAAGUUGACAUAGUUAUCGUUCUUUGUGUCAAGGUGAAGGUCUGUGAAACCGGAAGUCUCAUUUGCAGAUCGACUUUGCCGUGUGGCUGCAGGUAAACAAGUCGAAAUGUCAGCGAAGUAUUCUCAUUCUGUGCAGGAAAAUCCAACUUAUCAAAGUCAAAACGUGAAUAACAUACGGAAUCUGUUUCGAGUUUUCGCAGCUGAAUCAGUCAUGGUGGAAACCUUGUACUCAGAUGUAUUUCAAGAAGUGAGCACUUUAAAAAAAUUACAUAAGCCAGCCUGGCUCAAAAAAAAUCUUCAUCAUGUUGACACAAAACUGAAAGAUAUUUAUUUACAGAAUGGUUCACCUGAAAUGAAAAAUGUACAACCGAUUACAGACUUGUAUGUUUCUCCUUUAAAAGAAAAUAUGGUGAAUACAGACAUCUCAACAAACUUACCAGGUGCUUAUACAAGUGGAUGCUCAAUGGCAAAGUGUUCAGGCAAUAGGAAAAGAAGUAGAGGCAUCAGAAAGACUAGACAACAACUAUACAGUUCUGUAAGUGAACCUGUCUUGCAGAUAAAUACUGAGAUAGAAAAACAUUCAUUUGGUGCAUGUGUUCUGAAAACGUUGUCUGCUGACUUAGCAGCCAAAUUCUUUACUUUUGAUGCAUUUUAUUCAAGGGUCUGUCAUGAGUCACAGCAGAGACUUAAGUUGCGAAAGCCUAAAUCAUUGCACGCAAAGGUGCAGUUGCCACAUGACCUUGGUAUAUCCCAUCUAAAGUGCAUGAGAGAUCACCCUGAGAGGGAAACUUCAUUGCCACAUUGUCAUCAUCCAAGAAAUCUUAAUGAAGAUAUUCAACAAGAACUCAAAAGAAGGACUUUACAUGAACAAAGUGUAAUUCUUCCUAGUAAUACAGAAGUGCAGUGUUCAGCAAGUAGUCAUAAAAACAAGGCGACGUUCUGCUGUAAAGGAAGUUGUACAUGUAAAGAUGGAUUGCAUUCAGAAAAAAGAAAGGAGCCAAGAAGAUGGCAAGGAAAUAAGCAAAACACUUGUACCAUAAAAACCAAGGGGCAAAACACCACUAGUAUGGUAAAUUUUAUAAGAACUUCAGAAGCAGAUUCAGUUUCAAAGUUGGAAGAACCAGUGCAGUUGCCAACUGAAAAGUCAUGUGACUUGGUUGAUGAACGCUCCAAUGAUUCCUUCAUCUCAUGCAUUCAACUGUCACCAAAAGUUACCCUGUCAGAAGCACCUACCACAAAACGACGUGUCAGGAAAGAUAACCAGAGAACUUUAACUUGCGGAAAGAGGAGAAAAUCACAGCGUGGAUUAAACAAAUGUGCAGACAUCAGUCAACCACUACAGAGUGGCAGAGACAGAAGCAAACUGCAAGUGAAGGACAUACAACAUGGAAGAAAAUCACAUAUUUUCCGUUCAGUCUAUCUAAAGAGGAAACCUGCAAAAACUAUUGCUAGCACGAAGUCCUCAAGAGGGAAAGCAAAAUCAUUAAAAACUAAUAAAUCCAUACAGCAUACAGCUAAAAUGUCCAAAACAGAAUAUAAGGCAAAGCUGUUAAAAGGUAAUAGAAACUGCCACAUUAGUAGUAGUCAUCUCAAUAUUAUGACAAAGGGCCUGGUACAAACUAAAGCAAGAAAAAGAAGACUAGAAGAGAGUUUAGCAGUUGACAAGUCCAAGAGAAGGCAAGUUGUACUUUCAACAAAAGAGGACAACAUUUUGCAUUAUCACCAAAGUCUCUGCACACCAACUUCAACAAACUCGCUAUUUUUCAGUCUGACUGCAUCCCAAGACAUAUUUGCCCAACUUUGCCAACUUGAAGAAAAGUCGAAACAGUAUGAUAGCAGUAUAAUGCACAGUUUAAUGCCAGAGACUACUGGAAACAUCUACAGAAGAGGACCUUCUAGGCUGAAAGAACCAGAACUUCAAGGGGGUUCUCACAUUGGGGGAGUGUGGAAAAGCAUCUUCUCAGAAAACUGAAGUAGUAACCCACCCAUGCUCCAAGUGUAGGUAACUGGGUUGCCAAGCUAGUUAUCUUGACACUUGCCUUGUGUGGUCUCCAGUGUUACUGUCAAUGGUGUCGCAUAAGAUUUUAUGUACUAAGAAUCAAGUUAUGUUUAGCCAAAGAGCACAAUGACAUUUUAUAUGAGAAUAUGACUGUAUGGUUGUUGGUGAGUUAGUUUACUUCUGUAAAUCAUUUCUGUAUAGUGCUUUGAGAAAAUCGUUAAAAAAGUGCUUUACAAAUGUUCAUCAUCAGCAUAGGCGUUUCCAUAGCUUGAGCCCUCAAACCACACCUGAGUAUUAUGCUAUUGUAGCUUGGCCAACUACUAACAUGAAUUUGAUUGUCAGAAAAUGCCAAGACAAGUAUUUUAAGUCAUAAAAUAACAAGACAAAUUAAAUUUCAUAUGAACUUCAUUGCAAUAAAACGCACAAACAUAAACACAGUGAUUCACAAAGGCUUCGUGGUUCUGUUUCUGUACAUUUGCGCAAACUACAGAAACAGAAAGUUAAUACCCCGGUUCCCCCCACCCACCCAUUUGACAAGUUCACAUAAGUUAAUCAGAGAGGAAAAAUCUGUGAGGCUAAAAAAAAUAAAUUUUUAAAGUAUUUUUUAAAACACCCAAACCUCUCUUGCUACAUGGCAAUCAAAAUUAAUCUGCAGGCUGGUGGUCGGUGUUUUCUUAAUUGCAUGCAAGGGAUGGACAGGAAUGUUGAGUCCCCCUGUAAAACUUUGUUUUGGGAAACAAAAAUGAACAGAAUGACAUGAACAUUUACACAUAGUGAUGGCAUUUGUUGCACAAUGCAUACAGGUUUAAGGUGGGUGGGAUGUAAAAAAAAAAAAAAAA